Messenger RNA from Loxodonta africana (African savanna elephant), 710 nucleotides. RefSeq names its product PPP1R2C family member C (gene PPP1R2C). The coding region runs from base 1 to 624 and encodes 207 amino acids. The record is from RefSeq and is a predicted model, not a curated record. Lineage: Eukaryota; Metazoa; Chordata; Mammalia; Proboscidea; Elephantidae. The transcript has a single exon. Gene Ontology annotation, molecular function: protein phosphatase inhibitor activity. Gene Ontology annotation, biological process: regulation of signal transduction.
AUGGCAACCUCCUCCGCCUCGCACCGGCCCAUCAAGGGGAUCUUGAAGAACAAAUCCUCCACAACCUCCUCUGUGGUGGCAUCCGCCCAACAGCCUGGAGGAGCUAUGGAGGGGGUGAUGCGAAAAAAAUCCCAGAAGUGGGACGAAUCGAGCAUCCUGGCGACAUACCGCCCAGGAUACAAAGACUAUGAUUUAAUGAAGGUAAACGAGCCCAGUAAUCCCUGCCUUAAUACACCAGAUGAGGGUGAAGAUACAGUGUGUAAUUCCGAGACAAAGGAAUGUAUGACCCCAGAGAGCUUAGCUAAGAAACUAGCCGCAAUCAAAACCUGGGAUCCCAGGCGUAGGGUGGAGGAACAAGAGAGCAUUGGGGAGGAAGAAUGGAAAAUCUUACGUGAGAAACAAGAGAAACAGCGGCAGUUUGAGAUGAAAAGGAAGCUUCACUACAAUGAAGGAAGGAACAUUAAGUUAGCUAGGCAAUUAAUUUCCUUGGAUUUAGAAGCCGAAGAGGAGAAGAAUGAAAACGAAGAAUGUUGGCAUGAGACUAAUGAAGAAAACACCACCACAGAAGAAUCAGAAGAAGGCAUUGCAAGCGAAGAACUGCAAGCCAAAUCAUGCGACUCAUAGAAAACAUUUUUUCCACGCUCAAAUCGUUUGGCAGCUACAAAUCCUGUUACUAUAAUAUCCGGCUUCUUAUUGUCUACAGCUCUUGC